Castor canadensis (American beaver) is the source of this 444-nucleotide messenger RNA. The record is from RefSeq and is a predicted model, not a curated record. Lineage: Eukaryota; Metazoa; Chordata; Mammalia; Rodentia; Castoridae.
CCCGCACCCCCAUCCACCGGGGCUAUGGCCGCAGAGGACGUGCCGCACACGGUGGAGCAUUAUAAGACCGAGAUCGAAAGGCUGACCAAGGAGCUCACGGAGACCACCCACGAGAAGAUCCAGGCUGCCGAGUACGGGCUGGUGGUGCUGGAGGAGAAGCUGACCCUCAAGCAGCAGUAUGACGAGCUGGAGGCUGAGUACGACGGCCUCAAGCAGGAGCUGGAGCAGCUCAAAGAGGCAUUCGGGCAGUCCUUUUCCAUCCACCGCAAAGUGGCUGAGGAUGGGGAGACUCGGGAGGAAACACUUCUGCAGGAGUCAGCUUCGAAGGAAGCUUACUAUCUAGGCAAGAUCCUGGAGAUGCAGAACGAGCUGAAGCAGAGCCGGGCUGUGGUCGCCAACGUCCAGGCAGAAAACGAGCGGCUCACAGCCGUGGUGCAGACCUGA